AUCCACUCACUAUCAACGCUUUGAAGUUUGAAGUCCGAACAUGCCAUUGCAGUUGCCCAGAUCGAUCAUCCUGGCAUAAAAAUAAGUCGACGAUGGACUCCGAUCUCUCACUCUUGGAGAUCGCUGUUGAAGACGAAUCUCUGCUACAGAUUCCCGGGGACGAUUCUGGUUUUAACACCACCUCCACCAUUUUCUCUUGCUCUCCUCUUCAUUGUCACAGAUCCCUUCCUGCUCUUGCCUCUCAAACUGAGGGUAGAGUUGGUGCAGUGGGUUUCCAAAAGCUUAGCUGCCCAGCCAAAGACAGCAUAAACAAAGAAAACAUAAAUGGAAAUAAGUCCGAAUCACCAAAACUUAAUGUGGAGCCCCAGCAGAUGAAGAGGAAGAAGAAAGGGGGUGGAUACAAUUUGCGGAAAAGCUUGGCAUGGAAUCAAGCAUUCUUUACUGAAGAAGGUGUUUUGAACCCUUUGGAGCUGUCUAUGAUUAGCGGCAAUCGCAGUACGGCUAACAAUGAGUUGACGAUGAUCGAUGAAGAAGAAAAUGCAUUAGUGGGUGACGAAGACAUCGCUGGCGCUUCAUCAGUGCCACAAGACAUUGAGGAAAAUUUAUUUAAGCCGUUGCCAGAAGAGAGGAAGAUUGGCGCUUCCUUAUCAAUAUCAUCGGUUUCCGAUGCAUUAACCAAAGAUAUGUCUGCCUCUGUAUCCUUGGCGAAGCGGAAGGUGCUUGCUGUCAAUAAUAUCAAUAGAAACAGGUCUAAACGCGACGCCUGUCCCGGGCCAAUUGCUUCAUCUUCGCGGAAAAGACAUGACACGUCGAAAGCACGAAGAAAAGAAUCAAAAGUUUCCAAAAUACCAGUUUUAAAAACCCAUGUUCCUGUCCUUGCAACAACGGCAAGAAGUGGAGCAUUGAGUACAGUUUGCUCGAAAAGAAAUGAACACGAUCGUCCGGCUGCUUAUGUUCAUAAGAAUGCUGUCGUAAAAGGUCCGACAAAAAACCCAAAAAGUGUGCCUACUGAUGCAAAGUUUGAUGAUGCUGACAAAUCUUCAGUUAGUAGGACUAGCAAACGACAGGCUGGAAAAGAUAUUAAUGACUCAGUCUCAAAAUCACAUCCACCGCCUAGAUUACAGUAUCAUCCGGUAUCUGAAGCAAGGAAAGGCUCUGAACUCCAUCCUUCAGUACGUGUUUGCAAUACCGGAGACAAAAAGAAACCAACACAAUUUCAAACAGCAAGACCAUCAGGCCUACGGAUGCCAUCUCCCUCCCUGGGAUUCUUCUCUCAGCAAAAAGCCUCUAGUUCACACAGCAUAUUCCAUAAAAGCUCUAAACCUUGCAAACCUGAUGAGAGUAACAUCCCUAAAUUAAAGAAAGUUGAGACAGAUUGUGUUAAUGAAGCAAGGGGUUUGCGUCCUACGGACAAAAGCACUGAAAUGGUCAAGGGUGAAAGAAAGAACUGCACUCCAAAGUCAGGCAUUAUGGAUGUGACGUCGGGACCAAGCCUGCAGGUAGAAAAUAAUCAUAGAACAGAUGUGCAAUGUUAUUUCUUAGGUUCUGAAGAAAUAACAGAGCAAGGAAAGGUUGAAAGAAUUCCUGAGCAUGUGAACAACAAACCUUGUAAGAAUGAGAACGUUCUAUUCAUGGAGAACACGGAAUUCCACACCAAUGAUAAGAAUCUUCUUUUAGGGAGUGAUAUGGAUGAUCAUUUGAAGACUAAGGUUGAUGAGGAUCAAUUCAAAGAACCGCGGUCUAUGUGCUAUUCUAGUAUACAAGGAACUUCCACAUGGAGAGAUGACUUGUCAACACAUAAUGCAAUAGAACAUGAGGUAGAUGUGCAGAUGAAGCCUCUCGGGUGCGAUGCUCAGAUCUCUAAUGAAGGUUUGGUGCCACAAGGAGAAAAUGGCUCUUCAUCAAAAGAUAGUAGGCACUCUGGAGAUUUAAAGGACUACUGUUGUAUGAAGAUUGCAAGGGUAAAUUCAAGUCUUGGAGAUUCUAGUGAAGCAGUAUUGGAUGUAUCUCUCAAACGAAUUCCCUGUAAAAGCACUGAAGGGGUAAAAGAUGGUGUUGGUGACCUUGAUAAACAUGGAGUAGAUACGCAAGUUCAUUUAUUAAAUGCAAACCUAUCAUCUCAUUGCAGUGACUCCAGUCAACUUAUUCCGGAGGCCGCAAACCAACAAUUUCAGUAUUUUCAUAGUUUGGGUGGAGGUUACGAGGAACAGUCUGAGACUAUGAAUUCAAGGAUUGAAGGAGAAAUUAAUUCAGGAAGUGAAUGCGAGUCUCAUGUGAAUGGUCGCUUGGUUCUUGCAACAGCCUCAUCGUCUCAAGAGUCUCCUAAAAGGCAUUUACUAGAAGUUAUUGGUGCCUGUGGAACUGUAUCCAAAAUAGCAAAAAUGGAAGACUGCAAGCACACAAGGGAUGUUCAGUCAGGUUCUGUCUAUAGAAGAUCAAUUGAUAAUGAAUAUCACCAGCUUAUUGACGCAAAAUUUAUUAAGGACAUUUCUUCUAGGGGUAUUUCAUUGCAUUAUGAUUUGUCAAUUUCCCAGCAUGAUGUCCUUGAAGACAUGGACCAAAAAGCUAGGAUGAUAACAUUUUCUAAAACAAAUUACACGCUAUGCGAAAAUGAGAGUUCAGUGGCAAAUCACAGCCUCUUGCUUGAUGAAAGCAAUUCCAUUGAAGCGUCUGCAAAUAUCAAUUCAGGUACCAAAGAUUUUCUUAAAGAAGCAGAAACUGCUUCUGGCCCCCACGAAUAUAAGCUAUUGGCGCAAACAGCCACAGAAUCAGAUGACGCGAAGAGACAAAUUGAGAAUUUACAUGUGAAAGAUACAUCAGUGACGUCCUUUGAUGAAAAUACUGUGACACGCGGCUGCAGUAAUAACUCUGGCACUUCACUAGGCAAACAUCAGUUUCCACUGGUGGUUGAAAGCAUAAACAAAGAAUCACCUCCUGAGCUUGAAAGGACUGGCCUUGUAGCAGAUGUUGAUUUUUUAUAUCCUAAAUCGGAUGGUGAUUUGUUGCCUGCGAACAACGCUUGUUCUGAAGAAAUCAAGAGUGAAAUUUUAUUCGAUGGCUUGUUAGAACAGUGCAAUAACAAUGCAACUGAGGAUAUUAUUUCCAAACAUCAUAUUCAAGCUGCAUCUAAGAUUAAAGAUGGAAGUCUUGACCGGGAUGAAAGGACAAAGCAUUCACAAAUGGACGGUGCAGAUCAAGUUACUGCUGCAAUUGUUGAGGUUGACCCUAAUCAUAUAUUUAACGAAUCUAAUGUAGUUGGUUCUACACAAGGGUAUGAAGGUCGGAUUGUUGAUUGGAAAUGCAAUGAGCGUUGUUCAUUAAGCGUAGGUUUGAAGUCACAAGUUGCAGAUAAUUUGAUAUCCUAUAGACAAAUUCCAAAGAGCAGCGAAGCCGGUUCGUUGAAGAGGAAAAGUUUGUCAGAAGAAGCUGAAAGCAGUGUCCCUGCGAAAGAUGAAAUUUCUGAUGCCAAUGUUCGGAGUCAGAUUGCAGAAGACAGCGGCGAAAUAUUUCAUCUCAAGAAAUCCGGAAACAAAAGGAAGCAGAAUGUCCCUACAGUGAUUCCUCCUCCAAAUGCUACUCCGUUUUCUGAUGAGUGGUUGGCUGUGAUGGAAGCUGCUGGAGAGGGAAUUUUAACAAUGAAAGGUGGCGCUGUACAAAAUUCUCCCACUGACAAGCCUCAGCAUGAACCAGGUCCAUGGUCCCCGGUAAGACGUAAAAAUCAAGCAAUCGGACCAUAUGAUUGCACCAAAUACGCCAAUAUGAAUAUCCCCCAUUCCUGUCAAUAGUAACUGCUGGAAUAUGAUCCUUAUAUUCUUGAACUGACCAUUGAAACUUUCAUUUUUAUUUUAACUUUUUUGAGCCAUUUAAACGUUGUAGAAGGCGCUGAACGACUAUGGAGCACAGAACUGAGUGCUUCGCAGAUGCAAUUGCCAAUUUCCACUAGUAUGACUUGCUCUGGAUAAGCUCAAGAGGAAAAAUAAAUGUUGGAGGUUGAAUAUUAUUCAAUUUGUAAAUUGUGUACGAUAUACAAUGAUUUUUAAAGUACUUGUUUUUCUUGGUACAAUUCUUUUUAUUCUUUACGUUGCUAUUCACCACAAUUUGUGAGAUAGUAUCAUAUUCCAAGUUAAUCAGCAUCUUUUUUGUAGAUUGCUAUUUAAAUGUCAAAUGACUUCAAUU
This is a messenger RNA of Prosopis cineraria, 4176 nucleotides long. RefSeq lists its product as uncharacterized. Gene Ontology annotation, molecular function: microtubule binding. Bases 93 to 3785 code for a protein of 1230 amino acids. The record is from RefSeq and is a predicted model, not a curated record. The transcript has 11 exons. Lineage: Eukaryota; Viridiplantae; Streptophyta; Magnoliopsida; Fabales; Fabaceae.